Vespula pensylvanica (western yellowjacket) is the source of this 2470-nucleotide messenger RNA. RefSeq lists its product as uncharacterized. The transcript has 2 exons. The record is from RefSeq and is a predicted model, not a curated record. NCBI's taxonomy places the organism in Eukaryota, Metazoa, Arthropoda, Insecta, Hymenoptera, Vespidae. Bases 271 to 1998 code for a protein of 575 amino acids.
UCUGUAUUAUUUUUUAAUAUAACUUAUGCUGUAUUUUGUAAAGGAAAUAAUUAAGAAAUAAUUAAUAAAGUUUUUAAACAAGUUAUAUUUUAUAAAUUUUCAUGAGAAAUUAUUUUUUCAGUGUAUUUAGGUUUAUACAGUGACUAAUAAUAAUAAAAAAUAAUUAUGAGUAGAAGUAAGAAAUCGACAAUAUCGCAUAAAUUGGAAGAAAAUAAAGAUAAGUUUCAAAAGCCGGUAGAACAAGGAGAUCAUGAUUCUUAGCAUUUCUAUAUGUUUAUAGAUAAUUCUUUAUUGUCAAUGGAAAGUAAACAGAAUGAAAUCAAUAAGAAUAGUCCUAUAAGAAAUUCAAAUGACAUUAUCGAUCGUCCUGGUCACAGUACACCAUUCCAGAAAAAACAUCCUACAGAUAAUAUAGAAGAUUCUCCUGAACCUGAUUAUCAUUGUAGUCCAAUAUCAGUUCCAUGUACACAAGAUGGUAAUGAAGUUGCAUGGGAUUGGCAAAAUUCUACCAAACCUUUAUUUGUUAGAAGCAAAGCUGAAAAUGAUCACCUUGCUACUCCUAAGCAAACCAGAAUACUUCAAAAGAAACGUAAUUCGAAUUCUCCUUUGUUACAUAAACCUUUAAGAAGGAGAUUAGUAAAAGCAGAUAAUAUAGAAAGUAUCGGAAAAUUUGCUGCUGAAUUAAAAGCAUUGACUGAAAAAAUGAAAACCAUACAGCGUAAUGAUGAGGAUUAUAUAGAAAAUGACAUCAAUAAUAAGGAUAAAAUAGAAAAUCAUCAAGGAAAAGAUGAAUCAGAUAUACUAAUUGUUUUGGAAGAAAAUACUUCUGUCAACAAAAUAAGCACAAGUUUGGAAGAAUUAUUUGAUGAAUCAAUUGAAGAUUCAAUGGUGAAAUGUAGUCAAGAAAUAGAAGAAAAAUUUAAUCUGUGUACAAAUAAAAAGAAUAAUACAACUGACUUAUCUAAUGGAAGUAGAGAGAAAGAUACAUCUGUCAUAAAAGAAAAAAUUAAAAGUGCAAAUAGUUCGAGUGAUAAUUCAAAAAGCUCUCUUUUUUCUCAAAAUUCUUUGGUUUUGAAUGUUAGUAGUUUCUGUAAAACAUAUUCUAAAAAUACACCUAAUUGUAAGAAAAAUAUAGAUACAGAUGUAAAAAGGUUAGAAAUGAAAGAAGACGUCAUAAAAAAAUCUCCUUUAAACAACAAUAUUAUAAAUACUCAUAAUGGAAAUCUACAAAAUUGGAAAAAUUCAAUAGAAAAUAAUAGUUCCGAAUUAUUUGAGAUUCCAGAUGAUUCUUUUGAUGACUGUUUAGCUACUUGCAUAGAAGAUGAAAAAUUAUUAUCUGAAACAACAGAAUAUGAUGAUAUUUUUCCAGACUCAGAAUUUACAUUAAACAAAAAUGAAAAAAAUUAUAAACAUUCUAGUUCAAUGAACAGAAACAUGACUAAAAAUAUAAUAAAAUCGAAUAAUGCUGGCUAUAAUUCCACCAGUUAUUAUUUUAAUCAGACUUCUAUGGAUAGUUUGAAUAAACUUGUUAAUAAUUCUGGUGUCAACAAUAAUCUAACAGAAAGUAGAAAAUUUUUUAAAACUAGAAGUUUAUCGGAUUCAUAUUUUGGACAAGAAAAAACUACAAGUUUAAAUAUAAAACCUAGUACAUCUAAUUCACGUCAAAUAAUAAAACACUCUUCUUCUUCAAAUUUGCCAUCUAAAUUAUAUGUAAAUACUAGUAGUAGAAAUACAACAAAUGGAAAUGUAAAUGCAAAUAAAAACAUUAAAUCAAUAAGUGACAAGGAAAGCAUGCAUGCACUUAAUACUAGUAAAAUUAUAUUAAGAGACUCUGCUAUCAGAAGUACAAAGGAUUCACAGACUAUACUGUGUACACCUGAAGAAAUAGAAAGAAAACGUUUAGAUGCAAAAAUGAGAUUGGAAGCAAAAAGAAAAAUGCAGAUAAAUGUAAAACCAACUAUAACUUCAGAAAUACCACCAAAGAGGGUACAAAGGUGAAAUAAUGUUUCUUUUUAUAAAUUUUGGACUUUUAAUCUAUCUUCAGUUAAUACUUUGCAAAUUUGUUAUCAAAUUGCAUAGUAACUUCAGUUCUAUGAAACUACAGUGCAAAUAAAUAGUAGAUGGAAAUAACAUUUUUGCAUCUUACCUCUACAAAGUAUUUGAGUUGAACAAAUGAAGAAUAUUUUAACGAUUGUGUUAUAGUAUUUGUUUGUUGUAUUUAUGUAGGGCUAAAUUAAUUUUAUUGUUGAUAAUUCAUGUUCAAACAUAGUAUUUUGUCAAACCACAUACAUAUGUAUUAAUAUCCAUAUUAGAUAAGAGUGUAUAUUUAUAUUGUAUUAUUGAGAGAAGAGUGUUAUUAAUUUAUAUCUUAAGUCAGUGACUUAAGUGUUGCGAAACAGAUGUAAUCCUUUUGUAGCUCUUUUUCUACAAUAAGAAUGUUAAAUAUUCGAAAUUUCUUUUUAUACAGUAA